GAGAGAGAUGGAAGGCGAGAGCUCGUAUCUAUGAACCUUUAGAAGUAUCUUUAAGUUUCACCGGCUUACUUACUGCUACGGUUAAGAGAAAACCGCAUCAGUUUGCGAGACAAUCUUAACGCGUGUGCAUCGACACUCUUUUGGUAUUUCUUCAUACUUUUUUUUUUAAUUUAAAAAUUUAUUGUUUAAAAAUAUUUGACAAAAGUGGAGUUUUUUUUUAUUAAAUUAAAUUAAGUUAAAUUUAAUUAUUUAAUUUAUUUUUUAAAUUAAUGAAUGAACUGGGAAGAAAUUAUUAGAGUGUGUAAUAAAAAUAGGAAGAAUAUUAUAUUUAUUAUUCUUGUGUUUAUGGUUUGGUUUGUGCAUUACUGGGAUAAGCGGAGAGCAAAGAGAGUUUAUUUGUUUAAUCAUCAUUGAUAAUUAUAAUUAUUAAUUAAUUUUGUGGGAAAAAUUAAUUGAGAAUUUAAAGAGUUUUUUUGAAAUGCUGAGCACUUUGGUGUUCAAGCUUUUGAAGAAAUGACGCGGACUUUUGUACUAGAAAAUUUUUUAUAGAAGAGUUUAAGUUACGAGGAAUUAUGGAUAUGGAUAGAGGAUUACAAUUGUUAUUGUUAUUACUAUUAGCGGUAGUUGCAAUUGGAAACUGUCUGACAUUUGACUCGAGAUUGAGCGGCUCGAAAAAUUCGAGGAGAAAUCACAAGUAUCCUCAUCUUAACGGCGAGGAAGCUGUGCUUUCAGCAGCGGCAGCAGUAGCCGUCGCAGCAACCGCGGAUUAUCAUCCAGAUUAUCUACCCCAAGAGUCAAUUUCUCAAUUUACUACCAGCAAUAAUAAUAAUAAUAAUAAUAAUAAUAAUAAUAAUAACGAUAAUAAUAAUAACCGCGAAGAAGAAACUGAAUACCGAGGCGGAAAGCUCAUAGGAAAAUGGCGGAGUACGGGCGAAGCAAUCGAGCCAAAAUGGCGGGACGGCGACUCAGUUCCACUAGUUCCCUUCGAAGAGGCCGCCACUAGACGAAAAGUACCUAAACCGCGGGAAAAAACAAACCCUUAUAGUAUUAAUUAUUCGGAAAAUGUCAAAGAAGUCGGAAAAGUUCAUCAAGAUCAGGGAAAAGUACCAAUACUUAAUUUUCCUUUGGUAAUUACUGAUAAGCCAGGAGUAGUAGAUGGCAGUAAAUUUUAUCAAAACGGUGGAAUUCCAACUCCAGUGAUAUUAAAAACUCCUCAAUUACCAGUUGCUAUUCCUGUUACAGUACCGUUGAAUCAUGAGCCAAUAACAAAUAAAUUACAUGAAUUACAUCUUGCUAAAUUACGGUAUUUAAAUAUACCAUUAACAAAUAUUAAUUUACCAAUACCUGAAAUUAUUUCUUCUUCUGAAAUAACUCCACAUAAUUAUUAUUAUACAACUCAUGAAAAUAAUAAUAAUAAUAAUAAUAAUAAUAAUAAUUUAAGAAAUGGAAAUAAACGUUAUCGUACCAGGAAACCAAAGCCUGUAACUAAAUUACCGGAAGAAGAUUCACAUACUAGUUACGUAGAACAAACUAUUCAAACAAGUUUAUCUACAACACCUAUAACAAGGCCUACUUUAAGUGUAACAACUCCAACAACUCCAAUAACUCCAAGUACAACUAUUACAACAACGACUAUUUCUUCAUCAUCAUCACCAUCAACAACAACAACGACGACAUCAAGACCUACCACUGUUAGUACCAGUUCCAGUGCAAAUCCAAGUACAUUGACAUCAAAUACAAGUACGGAAAAAGCAAAACAGGUUACGCGUACCAGCGAUUGGGUCAAUCCAUUCGGGAACAAAAACGAGUACGAGGUGAAUGACGAAGAAUACCAGCGACCCCGGCCUAGAAAACGCAGACCGCCUAGCAAUUACGAGUUCCAGGUCGAGCGAAACAGGGAGUUGGAUUCUGAGCGCCGGAGAAACAGGACCAAGGUAACCUCUUCAACUUCAGCUCCAAUUCCUCAGGAAGAAAACUCGGAAUUAAAGUCCUUGCUGAAGAUGCAGCAGGUUGAAGGCAGCAGCUUGUCCGAAGUCUUGCAGCGGAAGAACUUAAGCUUGAGCGACUUGCUCAAGAAGAAGUCGGAAGUUAUUAGCGCGUUGAAGAGCAAGGAGUCUGAUUAUGAAGCAGACAGUGGGUUUAAUAAUAUUACCAGUUUGUUUAAUAAUACUGAUGCUGGUGGGGGUAAGAGUAGUGAAGUGGAAGAAAAUGGAAGAAGAAAUAGCACUGGUAAUAAUGUAGAUAAUGUUGGGAAGAUUAAGAAUUCUGGUAAAGAAUCUAAUGAACGACGGUGGCGACGGCCAUUUAGACGCAACAAAUUGCGCGUUAAUUCAAGAACAUCUACAUCUAGAUCUCCAGUUUUAAAAGAAGAAAUCACGGAUGAAUUAGAUAAAAAAAAGCUAACUCAAGAACCUAAUGAGAGAAAGUACGAAAAACUUUCAACAACUAAAUUACCUUCGCCUAUAAUAUUUCCACGGCUGAAUUCCUUUACCAAGAAACCAGCGUCUACAUCAGCUCAACCACCAAGUGCGAUAACAACAGCGAUUAUUGAAGAAGCCGUUCCAGCUGAGGAGACAACUAACGAGGAGCAAUCAACCACGACCCAACCCGACGAUGAGAUAAUGGAGUUUUCUGAUUUUUCAACGAUUCCUUCAGACAUUGAGGAUAGCACCGAAAGUAGCAAAGAUUCUUCAGUGACUGAACGAAUCGGAAACACAAUUUUUGCCAAAUUUGAAGACUUGACCAGAGAAGUAGGGUCUACUCUAAGCAUCGAGCACAUUCUGACCACCCAGCCGCCAACUAAGCCUACUAAAGUCGAGUAUGCUGACGACAAGUCUAACAAUCUCUUUGAAUCUGAUGAUUAUCAGAAUGAUGGAAAGGAUACUGAAGCUACAACUCUAGCUCUAGGGGUUGAAGAUUAUGAAACUGGAAGACCUGGGCAAGUUUAUGAAAAAAUAGUUUCUAAAAUGGAGCCUGAAGUCCGAGCGGAGAUUUUUGAACUUAUUAGUACUGGCUCUAGUGCUAAGAGACUUGAAGAUAUUCUAAGUUCUAGGAAUAUGAGCAUUGACGAGUUGAUCGCUUUGAGACAGCGCGGGUCCAGUCAAGUACAUUUAGCAGAAAUUUCGAGGAUUAGGCCGGAAAAUUUGAAGAAUUUUGAAGAAAAUGAAGGUGUUACGGAAGGUUCUGAAGUUUUUGAGGAUAAAAUGGAGGAAGAGGGUAAGAAAGAGCCGAUUGUUAUCGAUUUGUUUGGUGGUAAGCCUGAAGAAGGUAAGAAGAUUGAUGAUAAGGGUGGUAAGGAAGUUUUUGAUCUGGAGGAUUUGUUAAAAGCUUUUGACUCGCUGCCUUUUGGAAGAAAUUUGACUAUUGAUGGGGAAAUUGUGGAGAAGGUUUCUACGGUUACUUCUACGUCGACGACAGAGUCUUUGAAGUAUCAAGUUAGGAAUUUUGAUGAUCUUAAGGCGAAGUUUGAAAAAGUAGAUGAUAUUGGUGAUAAUUUGAAGGAAGAAAAUUUGAAAAUUGGAAAAGAAGUUAGUGAUAAAAGAUCUGGGAAGAAUAUUCAAGUGGAAGGAAAAUUAAUAGAGCAGGAAAUUGGAGCGGUUGAAGAAGUAAUUCGUGAAUUGGAGAGUUUAGAAGCUGGGGCUGAGAAGACUCCAGAAGUUUUUAAUGAAGAAGAGAAGAAAACUUUGUCAAGGGUGAGACCUAGUAUUAUUGCAAGUGGAGCGAUUCUUGGGUUAACUAUUGUUGGGUUUCUGGUGAUCUUCAUUGUCUGCAGGAUAAAGCAGAAGCAGAGGUACAGGUACAAGAAUUCUUUCGCGAAAACUGUUUUUCAAGCACCGGCUAUUAAUAGGAAGCUGUCGAAUUCUAGUAGUCUUAACACGAUUAUGGUUAAUGUGGUCGCGACUUCGACUACUAAACGUAUGGUUCAGCAAGAGACUCAGCAAGUUGAAGAGCGCUUUGAUUGUAAGAGCGAUAUUGAUAAUGACUCGCUGGAUGCUAAUGAUAGUUGGGAGACUAUUCCUGAUUUUAUGAAGUGAUCUAGGUUUAUCUAGCAGUAUUUGUAGAAAAUUACGCAAGGCUGAUUGUUUUUUUUUUUAUUAAGUUAAAUUUUGUAAUUAAA
Cotesia glomerata is the source of this 4117-nucleotide messenger RNA. RefSeq names its product DEP domain-containing protein DDB_G0279099-like. Lineage: Eukaryota; Metazoa; Arthropoda; Insecta; Hymenoptera; Braconidae. The transcript is spliced from 3 exons. The record is from RefSeq and is a predicted model, not a curated record. The coding region runs from base 573 to 4034 and encodes 1153 amino acids.